Messenger RNA from Girardinichthys multiradiatus, 2427 nucleotides. RefSeq names its product retinol binding protein 3 (gene rbp3). Gene Ontology annotation, molecular function: serine-type peptidase activity; retinol binding. The coding region runs from base 14 to 1933 and encodes 639 amino acids. The record is from RefSeq and is a predicted model, not a curated record. The transcript is spliced from 4 exons. Gene Ontology annotation, biological process: proteolysis. Lineage: Eukaryota; Metazoa; Chordata; Actinopteri; Cyprinodontiformes; Goodeidae.
GGUCAAAGGACCGAUGUUGAGACGGAGGUUCAGCUCACAAACUUCUACUUCCUAUACACUCACUUUUUCUCAGACAAAAAUGUCAAAGACUUAUUUUCUGGUGGCAUCUUUGCUGCUUCUGGGGGAUUUUUCUUUUUUGCAUGCCUCAUUUUCUCCCAGCCUUAUUGAGGACAUGGCAAAAGUUGUCAUGGACAAUUACUGCUCACCAGAGAAGCUGGUGGGUAUGAAGGAGGACAUUGCAUCAGCCACAAGCAACACAGAGGUUCUCAACAUCCCAGAGGGUGAAUUACUGGCCAACGUCCUAAGCGAUGGAGUCCAAACCACAGUGAGCGAUCCACGGCUGAAGGUCUCUUAUGAGCCAAACUAUGUUCCUGUGGUUCACCCGGAAAUGCCUCCGCUGCCCGCUGAGCAGCUUGUUGCUGUUCUCCAGUCAUCUAUCAAGCUUGACAUCCUGGAGGGUAACAUUGGCUACUUGAGAAUUGAUCACAUCCUCGGGGAGGAGGUUGCUGACAAGGUUGGCCCUUUACUUGUAGAACUUGUCUGGAAUAAAAUCUUGCCCACCUCAGCUCUGAUCUUUGACUUACGUUACACCAGUAGCGGGGACAUCUCUGGUAUCCCCUAUAUAGUCUCUUACUUCACUGAAGCUGAGCCUGUAAUUCACAUUGACAGCAUUUACGACCGUCCCUCAAACACCACCACUAAGCUGCUGUCUAUGUCGACACUACUGGGAGAAAGAUUCAGUGUAACCAAGCCUCUGAUUAUCCUCACAAGCAAAAACACAAAGGACAUUGCUGAGGAUGUUGCCUACUGCCUUCAGAGCCUGAAGAGAGCCACCAUUGUUGGGGAGAAGACUGCUGGGGGCUCAGUGAAAGUUGAUAAAGUCAAAGUGGGCGACACUGACUUCUAUAUUACCCUUCCUACUGCAAAGUCCAUCAACCCCAUUACAGGCUCAACCUGGGAGAUCACAGGUGUGACCCCAGAUGUGGAAGUCAGUGCAGAGGAUGCCCUUGCUACCUCAAUCAAGAUUAUCAACCUCCGAGUUCAAGUUCCAGCCAUCAUUGAGGAAUCAGCCAGCUUGAUUGCCAACAAUUAUGCCUCUAAAAGUGUUGGGAUGGAUGUUGCAGAGAAGCUGAGAGAACUCCUGGCAAAUGAGGAAUUCAGCACAGUUGUUUGUCAAGAAGAUCUGGAGACAAAGCUCUCAGCUGACCUGAAGAUGAUUUCCGGCGACAAGAGCCUAAAGACCACCACCAACACCCCAGCCCUACCACCAAUGGAAUAUUCUCCAGAGAUGUACAUUGAGCUGAUUAAAAUCUCUUUCCACACCGAUGUAUUUGAAAACAAUAUCGGCUAUCUGCGAUUUGACAUGUUCGGAGACUUCGAAGAAGUCAAGGCCAUUGCCCAGAUUAUUGUGGAGCACGUCUGGAACAAAGUUGUAAACACAGAUGCUAUGAUCAUUGAUCUGAGGAACAACCUUGGUGGACCAACUACAGCCAUUGCGGGUUUCUGCUCUUACUUCUUCGAUGGGGACAAGCAGAUCCUUUUGGACAAACUCUACGAUAGGACAUCUGGGACCACCACUGAGUUGCUAACUCUGCCCGAGCUCACUGGCAUACGGUAUGGCUCCAAGAAAAGCCUCAUCAUCUUGACCAGCAAGGCUACAGCGGGUGCUGCGGAGGAGUUUGUUUACAUCAUGAAAAAACUAGGCCGCGCUAUGAUAAUUGGAGAGACUACUGCUGGGGCUUCCCAUCCACCGAAGGUCUUCCCUGUUGGCAAGAGCAACAUCUUCCUUAGCAUCCCCACGGUCCACUCUGACACUUCGGCUGGGCCAGCCUGGGAGGGAGUUGGUGUCCAACCCCACAUUCCUGCUGCAGCUGAUGCUGCCCUCGAGGUGGCCAAGGGCAUCUUCAACAAGCACCUUGGAGGGCAGCAGUAAACAGUGUACAGCAGAAAUCUCUGUUUUCGCGUUUGCUUUGGCAAUGAAUUCUGCGCUUGUUUGUGAGAACAAUGUAGGGUUAUUACAGAGUGUAUUGUGUUAUUAAUUCUCAAAAUACUUCAGCCUUGUUCGUGGUUUGUAAUGGAGAGGUUCAGUUUAAUGUAGUUAUGUGGACUAUUUUUUCAAAAUGAAUGGUACUGAAAUAUCCAUUGUAAUUCUUGUGUAAACGUGAGUAUUACUGUAUGUGUACGUAAGUACAUUUAAUAUGCUUCCAACAGUUGCAUUUCCUUUGUUAUGCAGUGUGUUCAGGAUGACAGGUGUAAAAAUAAUCAGUUUGAAUGUCUUAUAUCUCUUUUCUCUUAUAUGCAAAGUCAUCUCUGUGGAUGUAAAAUGCUGUUUGUCCUAGGCGCAGUACAUUUCACGUCACGUGGACCUACUUGGGUUGUAUCAAUUCCAGGGGUGAGACCCACAAUAAAAAAUUGUUCAUAAGUGUA